CCCUUAUCGGCUCCGUCGACGCCAUGCUCGUGCUGGCCAAGCUGCAGCGCUACAGUCGGCGACAGUACGUCGUGGCUCUACUGAUCUUUUCCCUCUUCCUUGCUAUUCUCGGCCAGAUUCAAGUGCUUCCAGUGCUCUUCGUGUUGUCAAUACCCGUGUUUGUCUUCUUCCGAUGGGUUUUCCGUCAACAACAACAUCACGGCGUCACAGAUCGAGAGAUCGAGCAGCUCUUUAGGACGUUUCUGGGUGCGGCCAUCAUGGGCCCAGUGUUGGCCCUUAUUGGCCAAUUGACUUUGGGUCCUUUGCUGGCGUCUUUAUGCUUUUUCGACCAACGCGCCUCCAUUUUGAGCCAACUACACAAGUAUUUCGACGCUCCAGGCGAUGGCCGGCCAGCUCCAGUACACAACAUGAAGCUAGGGAAGAUGCUGAUGAGUCUCCAGGUCGACAAAACUGUCGGCUACUUUGUAUUCCUCUUGUGCUUCGCCUUUAUCGUAGCUGGACUCGUCGAAGAGUUUCUUAAGUUCUGGGUCGUCCAGGGCACAUGUUGCUGUAGCAACUCAAGAUGUGGAUGUUGCGUUAACAUCUUAUGUUGCUGUAAAGCCAAGAGUGGAUCGACCCCGGCCUUUUCGGUACUCAAGCAACGUCAACAACGUCAUGGGGCAUUGCGAGGAAUGAUGUGUCAUCCGAGUCGACUGCUGUUCUACCACCGCCCACAUGCCAACCACGCGUUCGUGGUGUUUCUUGCGGUUGUUGCAGCUGCACUGGGCUUUUCCGUCAUGGAAAACUCGGCCUUCUCGCUCUUGGCCCCUACUUUUCGCGACAAGAUGGAAACUGCAGCUCUACGCGGUAUCUCGAGCGCGCCACUGCAUUGUAUAUGUGGUGGCAUAACGGGCGUACGUAUGGCCGAACGGCUACUGGCUCACCGACAAGGUGGCAGCGAACAGAGAGGCACCAACGCUGCUAAAACGGACCUAGGACGAUGGCGUACCAAGAUGGCAGUAAUCCUCCCUGCUGUCCUAGUUCACGGCACGUUUGACAUGCAAUUAUUCCUUCUGAUGGCCCUGGUGACGCCUAAAAUGGAGGCUGCGCAUUGGACUUUUUACCAUAUUGUGGCUCCGACAGUCGUCUGCUCGAUUGUCCUCGCUGCAAGCUUCGUGUACUUGCGUCGGAAGCUACACGCGAUGGAGAACAAGAUGAACGAGACGCGUUAUGUGCACGUGGCCGUAGAUCUGGAGUCUGGACAACGACUGGGGGCAGUGAAUGCAGGCUUUGAGAUGGACUUCUUCGACAACGACGACGAUGAUAGUGACACUGAGAACGAGGCCGAAUUUCAAGGUGAUAACCGCAAAGUUCGCUGUAUUUGA
Molecule: messenger RNA, 1364 nt
Organism: Phytophthora infestans T30-4
Lineage: Eukaryota; Oomycota; Peronosporomycetes; Peronosporales; Peronosporaceae
Exons: 3
Coding region: 24-1364 (446 amino acids)
Molecular function (GO): peptidase activity
Source: RefSeq, a predicted model, not a curated record